Messenger RNA from Physeter macrocephalus (sperm whale), 917 nucleotides. It is a transcript of the gene NENF, whose product is annotated as neudesin neurotrophic factor. The transcript has 4 exons. NCBI's taxonomy places the organism in Eukaryota, Metazoa, Chordata, Mammalia, Artiodactyla, Physeteridae. Gene Ontology annotation, cellular component: endomembrane system; membrane; endoplasmic reticulum. The record is from RefSeq and is a predicted model, not a curated record. The coding region runs from base 16 to 534 and encodes 172 amino acids.
UUCGGUGCGCUCACCAUGGCGGGCCCCACGCCCGGGCGGCGGCGGCGGGGGCUGGCCGCGCUAGCCCUGGUCCUGGCGCUGGCCGCGGGGCUCCUCGCAGCCGGGGCCGGGCAGGCGCCGCGCCCUGCCGAGCGGGGUCCCCCGGUGCGGCUCUUCACGGAGGAGGAGCUGGCCCGCUACGGCGGGGAGGAGGAAGAUCAGCCCAUCUACAUGGCAGUCAAAGGAGUGGUGUUCGAUGUCACUUCUGGAAAGGAGUUUUAUGGACGAGGAGCCCCCUACAACGCCUUGACCGGAAAGGACUCCACCAGAGGGGUGGCCAAGAUGUCCCUGGACCCUGCAGACCUCACCCACGACACUACGGGCCUCACAGCCGAGGAGCUGGAAUCCCUGGAUGAUGUCUUCACCAAAGUGUACAAAGCCAAAUAUCCCAUCGUUGGCUACACAGCCCGAAGAAUCCUCAAUGAAGACGGCAGCCCCAACCUGGACUUCAAGCCUGAAGACCAGCCCCAUUUUGACAUAAAGGACGAGUUCUGAUCUGCAGGAGACCGUUCUUGGGAGGGUGAGGCAGGGAGACACUCAGAUGCAAACUCUCCUGCAAAACAGGCUGCUGGGGCCUCUGGUCACCGGAUCUGAAUAAAGCAGACGUUUAACCUGGAACGCUGAAUGCCCUUUAUUGCCCUUGGUCAAGUGUUCUACCCACCUAGGUAUCCUGCCUGCACACCAGCCAGGGAGGUAAUAGUCGCUGAGGGGGGACACCUCCUGGUGUCAACAUGGGCUAUGGGGGCAGAGGAAUUACGAGUGACCUUUAUUGCUUCUUUAUAUUGCUCUGUACUUGCCAAGUUUUCUACCAUGACCAUGUGUACUUUAGAAUAAGCACCAGAAUAAACUUGCUAUUUUCACAAAAGGAGAAUUCUUCC